AUGAAUGAAAAAAGUGAAUUAUGUGCAAAGUACCGUAAAUUUGCCACGGAAAGAUUACAAUCAGAUUAUGAAGAAGUGAUCAAAGCGGUAAAUUGCAUUGUGGAUGAAGUGAAAGAAUAUGAAACUUUAUUACUCUUCAUUAAUAAAAUUAAGAUGUUGGAACCUGAAGAACCGUUGAAAACACAAAUGAAUAUUGGUAAAAAUAUCUUUUGUGAGGCUGUGAUUGAUAAAUGGGAUCGCGUGAUCGUAAAACUCUACGAUGAUGUGUACGCUGAAUUAACUUUGGGACGAGCAGAAGAUUUUAUUACGAAGAAAAUUGAGCUACUGAAUGAACGUGCUGCUUUCUAUGAACGACAGGCGCAUUCGAUACGUGCCAGAAUGCAUCUAAUACUCUCCUCUGUUACAAAAUUAGAAAGCUUGUAA
Messenger RNA from Acanthocheilonema viteae, 423 nucleotides. The record is from the annotation of a GenBank genome assembly. NCBI's taxonomy places the organism in Eukaryota, Metazoa, Nematoda, Chromadorea, Rhabditida, Onchocercidae.